CAUUGUUGGUGCUAUAAAUGCCAGGUUUUUAAAUGAGCUUAUCAAGUCUGUAUUGUUUUUGGUGUUGUUGACAAUUCUAGUUUCUUGAGUCUUUUGGGGACUUUAUUUUGUGCGCAAAGAAACUUCAGAGAGGAAUUUUAGCUUCACUCUUAUUUUUUAAAAUGGAAUCUGUAAUUGGAGGAGCUGUUGUCGGAAAGAUUUGUGAGAUGGCUGUUGAGAUGGCCAUUCAGAAAUUAGCUGAAGCAGCAAAGCCGGUGGUGAACUUAAGAAAGGAUUUCAGAUGGUUGAAGGCGGAACUCAGAUCUGUGAGGGCUUUUCUGCAAGAUGCUGAUCACCAGUCUAGUCAUAAGGAUGAUGUCAAACAAUGGCUCGAGAACAUUCGUUAUAUUGCCAUGCGCGCAGAGGACAUCUUUGAAGAAUGUGCUAUUCAAUCUAUGUAUGAUCGAUCCUUUGGGUUGAGUUAUCGUCAAUGGAUUUUUCGUUACAAAAUAGGGCGGCAAAUUAGAGACAUCAAGGGUCGCAUGAGAUCUAUUACUGAACGGGCCAACCAGCUGAGUCUACAUCGUUCAGUUUUGGCUGCAGAUGAAGCAUUAAUGCCCAGUACAUCUCAAAUUGCAGCUGUAGAAUACUUGAAGAGGUCUAGUCUUCUGCCCAGCGAUUCACAUCCAGUGGGAAUAGAGUCCAAGGUUGAUGACAUACUCAGCUUGUUGAAUGACCCAGCCUUUCCAGUUAUUGCUGUGGUUGGGAUGGGCGGGAUAGGCAAGACCUAUCUUCUUCAAAAUGUUUACAAAAAGGCAAAAGAAAGGUACGAGAAAUGCAUAUGGCUUUCAGUUUCUCAGUCCUAUUCUAUUUCAAAGCUGCAAUGUGACAUAGCCUCCGACUUAGGUUUAAGUUUAGAUAGACUAAGUGAACCUAAAGCUGCAGAGAAGAUUCAUGAAAGUUUGCAAGGUAAAAGGUGUCUUGUUGUGUUAGAUGAUGUGUGGAGGGCUUCCAGAGAAGAAGACUUCUUAACUAAACUUGGCCUCCCAAGUGGAAACAUUAAUAGCCAAUGUAAAAUUGUGGUUACCACACGAAGCAAGGUGGUUUCUACAAAUUUGAAUGCUCAUAUGUAUGAGAUGAAACAUAUGUCAGAUGAAGAGAGUUGGAGGCUUUUUUGUGUUUAUGCAUUUGGAGGAUUCGAGGAAAAUAUAGAGCCGCAGCAGCAGCUGCUAAAAGAGGUGGGUCGUAAGAUUGUGAAGCAAUGUGGAAAUUUGCCUCUGGCUGUGAAAACAAUAGCAGCAUCUCUAGCCAACAAAAGUCUCGACAAAUGGGAGUUGAAGCUCCGUCAGCUGGAACAGGUAAUUAUUUCUGUUGGUGACAAUGAUGACCCUAUCAUGGGUAUUCUGAAAUUGAGUUAUGACUCUUUGCCCGCACGCUUUAAAGCCUGCUUUGCAUAUCUUUCCUUCUUUCCUGAGGAUGAGCAGAUAGAUCCUGAGUAUCUGGUCAAUCUUUGGAUUGGAGAAGGAUUUAUCCCUGCAGGAGAGGACCAAUUGGAUGUGGCAUGGGAUUCUUUACAACAACUUGCCAAUCUGUGUCUGCUUGAGAUUUCUGAAGAUUUGAAGGAUUAUUAUGAGCUAAGAAAACAUUGCAAAAUUCAUGAUUUGCUGUUAGAUUUGGCCAUGCACAUAUCGAAAGAAAAUAAAUGUGCUCUUUCUGUUGAGGAAGCCUCUACAAAUACAAGUGAUGGUGAUGGCACUGCCUGGUGUCGGGUUUUACUGGCCAAGAAAGAUGUAGAUGAUAAUGCCAUCUCAGAGACCCAUCCUCUUUGUCUCCGCACAUUCUCACUCUCUCAAAAUGAGGAGAUUACAAGCAUUCCAGAAAAGUUGUUUAUGGCUAUGAGAGGACUGCGCGUUCUAGAUUUGAGCUUCACAAACAUCUCUACAUUGCCUGCGUCCGUUGGAAAGAUGAAACUUCUUAAAGUCUUGAACUUAAGAAAGACACGGAUUUAUGAGGUUCCAAAGUGCGUGAGACAUCUGAAAAGCCUCUUGUUUUUGGCUUUACAUGAGAGAUGCCGGCGAUUACCAGCAUGGAUAAGUGACCUUAGAUGUCUUCAGCAUUUAGAAUGCAUGUUUGUUAGCUGCAUCCCGAAGGGAAUAUCAAAGCUGGGCUCUCUGAGAACACUGCGAACAUGGCCGUUGCAGCUGUCCAACUCCAUACAAGAAGGGGAAGAAUUGAUGAGGUUAGAGGAUUUGGGCAAUAUGACUCAGCUUCAGGAACUAUGGUUAUCUAUUCAGAAUGAGGUGGAAUUGAAGACGAUGGGGAUCCUUGCGAACCUGGUGAAGAUGCGUCGUCUGCUAGUCAAAAGUAGAAUAUUGCCAGUUGGGUCAGAAAUCGAUCUACCGCAUAUUCCGGAGAAUAUGAGAGCAAUGAAACAUCUGGAAAGUCUUCGACUAGCAAAGUUUGCAGUGCCAAGUUGGACAUGUGAUUUGGCAAAUUUGAGGGAAUUGCAAUUACUAGAGUGUGAAUGUAGUGAUUAUCCGGAGUUACAAAGACUGCCUAAUCUAGUCUUGUUGUACUUGAAAGGGAAUGGGAGGUGCAGAGAAUUGCCAAAGGCGUUUGGAAAGUCCGGGGGGUUUCCACGCCUCCGCUUCUUCAGAAUUGAAGAAUUCUAUCAAUUAGAGGAGUUCUCAGAAUUGGAGGAGGGAGGCAUGGCAUGCCUCGAGAAGUUGGAGAUUCUGUCGUGUUCUAAACUGAAAGAAGUGGUAUAAAAGUGCAAAUCAAAGCCCACAAUCCUUAUAUUAACCUCAAUUAUGAGUAAUUCUUUUAUUUAUAUUGUUUUGUAUUUUUAUAUAGUAAGAAAAAUAUUAUAUUAAAGUUGAGUGCAAAGAGAGACGUUGAGAAGAAAAUUUGAUAAAGCAA
Molecule: messenger RNA, 2898 nt
Organism: Cryptomeria japonica (Japanese cedar)
Lineage: Eukaryota; Viridiplantae; Streptophyta; Pinopsida; Cupressales; Cupressaceae
Product: disease resistance RPP13-like protein 4
Exons: 1
Coding region: 162-2747 (861 amino acids)
Biological process (GO): defense response
Molecular function (GO): protein binding; ADP binding
Source: RefSeq, a predicted model, not a curated record